Molecule: messenger RNA, 1208 nt
Organism: Wallemia mellicola CBS 633.66
Lineage: Eukaryota; Fungi; Basidiomycota; Wallemiomycetes; Wallemiales; Wallemiaceae
Product: 3-carboxy-cis,cis-mucoante lactonizing enzyme
Exons: 3
Coding region: 1-1134 (377 amino acids)
Molecular function (GO): protein binding; 6-phosphogluconolactonase activity
Source: RefSeq, a predicted model, not a curated record
AUGUCGGAUAUGAAAUUUGGUAAAGUUACAGCAGCUGCGUCACUCGCAACCUCUGGAUCAGCCUACACCAUCGUAGCUGGAAGCUAUAACACCUCCCUAACUACCUAUACAUUCGAUCCAGAGUCAAACGAGUUGGGAUACGGCAAGCAACAUUCACUUCCACAAGGUUUCGCACCUUCUUGGAUCCAGGAAUCACCUGUGAAUGAUGCAAUUAUCGCCGUCUGCUCAGAGGCAUUCCCAGGUGAGGUAGCCUCGACUGUGUUAGAAAGUGCGGAUACCCACAAUGUAGUCAACUCUCUUCCAUCUGGUGGUGACGGUCCAGCUAGCGGUGGAUUCACAGCUGAUGGCCAGUACUUCAUAGCUGCCAAUUAUGCAAGUGGAAGCGUACAAGCGUAUUCUGUUGCUGAAGAUGGAAAAAUCACUGCUCUUGGUGAAAGUACCGCCUUAACUGGUUCUGGUCCAAAUGCUGAUAGACAGACAUCACCACACCCUCACCAUGUCAUCGCAUCACCAGUUGAUGACCAAACUGUGUAUAUUCCAGAUCUUGGUAGCGACGUCAUUCUUCAAUUUGCAGUGAAGAACGACAAGCUGGAGAAGGUGUCCGAGUAUGAAGCACCAGCUGGUUCAGGACCUAGACAUGGCGUAUUCCAUCCAGAAUCCUCCCUCUUGUACGUCGUUACGGAACUCUCAAAUGAGGUACUCGUGUAUAAGCUUGGAGAUGAUGGAAAACUCAGCUUAACGUCGCAAACAUCUAUUGUUCCAAAAGAGAAAGCAGAAAAAUCAUCAAUGCAAGCAUCAGAAAUUGUUAUUAGCAGCGAUGGAAAGUAUAUCUAUGCAGCCAACCGUGAUGUAAAACCAUCUGGAGCCGAUGACGAAGAUCAUAUGGCAAUUUUCAGCGUUUCUGACAAUGGUGAGACAUUGGAACUUACCAAACACGUUAAAGUGGGCGGUAUACAACCACGUGCAUUUGUUUUAUUCGGCGCAGAAGAUGAAUACCUCAUCAUUGGUAAUACAUAUGAGAAUAAUCCUAAUGUCGUGGUAUUCAAACGUGAUAGCCAAUCAGGAGAUCUUGAACAAGUUGCAAAAGCAUCUGGUCAAUCACCAACAUCUUUCAUUUGGUUAGCUGAUUUGUAAAAACUUAAUUUUUAAAUUGUUAAAUUGUAAUACUUGUUGUUUCAAGACAACGUGUAUGGCUUAUCGUAUAGUCA